CAAAGUCAGCUAGAACGCCAGCGUCCAAACGGCUUCACCUGACACCUGGGGUAUGUAGGAGGCGCUGCUGCUGCUGCUGCCUCCUCUCCAGAUUGAAUUAUUAAUCGGGAACUUCACCUCGCUGCUCAGCCUCGCUCCCUUCCCACCUGCAGAGGGUGGGCUGACGGAAAGACGAUCAUAAUGUCGCCCCCAGGGAAGAACUGGAAGUCCAUGGCUAAAGGCCUCGUUCUGGGGACUCUACUCACCAGCUUCAUGCUGGUUCUCUAUUCGUACAGUGUCCCACCCUUGCAAGUCGGCAUGACCGAGAUUCCCAUACCUUAUUCAUGCUCGUCCUACCGCAGCCAGGCCCGACUCUCUGCUUCGGGGAACAGCAGCCAGGGCUCCCCAAGAGAAAAAUGCCUCCCCAGACUAAACAUCAUGUUCCUGAAGACCCACAAAACAGCCAGUAGCACCCUCGCGAAUAUCCUCUUCCGCUUUGGGGAGAAGCACCGUCUCAAGUUCGCCUUCCCCAACGGGCGCAGUGAUUUCUACUACCCGUCCUUCUUCGACCGCAGCCAGGUGAAGGACUACCAGCCCGGCGUGUGCUUCAACAUCAUUUGCAACCACAUGCGCUUCCAGUACGAGGAAGUGCGCAAGCUGCUGCCGGCUGAUGCCCUCUUUGUGACGGUGCUGCGGGACCCGGCCUAUCUCUUCGAGUCUUCUUUCCAUUACUAUGGGGCCCUCAUUCCUUUGACCUGGAAGGUGUUGGGAGACGAUAAGCUGUCCGAAUUUCUCAGGGACCCUUGGCAUUACUACGACCCUAAAAGCUUCAACGCACACUACCUCCAGAACCUCCUUUUCUUUGAUUUGGGCUACAACAGCAACACAGACCCCAACAGCCCCCUGGUUGAAGAGUACAUCCGCGAGAUCGACGGGCGUUUCCAUCUGGUCAUGCUUCUGGAGUACUUUGACGAAUCUCUGGUGCUCCUGAAGGACCUGUUAUGUUGGGAGCUGGAAGACAUCCUCUACUUCAAGCUGAAUGCCCGCAAGGGCUCCACCGUCUCAAAACUGACCGACGAGCUCUACCAAAAAGCCACGGUUUGGAACCUCCUGGAUGCCAAGCUCUACCAGUACUUCAACACCACGUUCUGGCACAAAGUGGAAGCCUACGGGAUGGCCAGGAUGGCGAAGGACGUCGCCAGGCUCAACGAAGAGAACGAGAAGAUGAAGAGCAUAUGUAUCGACGGGGGCCAGCCCGUGGACGCCAACGCGAUCCAGGAAUCCGCCAUGCAGCCCUGGCAACCUUUGGGCGAGGAGUCCAUCCUGGGCUACAAUUUGAAAAAGAGGAUCCACAAAAAGCACCAGAAAAUUUGCCGCAAAAUGCUGACCCCCGAGAUCCAAUACCUGACGGACCUCGGGGUCAACCUGUGGAUCACCAAGCUAUGGAGGUGGGUGAUGAAUUUUUUUGCAGCGGUAAGAGGGUGAGGAGGCCCCUCGCCAUGUGCUAAGCACCUCUUCCCUCCGCUCUUUUGGUUCCUUCCCUUUCUACUCUCUUCUUCUACUGGUUGGUCAGGCAUAUGCUGAACUCACCUUGUGGCCACCGACUGAACGGGAAAAUUAUCUCUAGAAUAAAAUGUUCCCGAAGGUGAUUUUUUUUUUUAAAAAAAGGGAAAAGUUGACCAAGGCUUGUAACCAAAGUAGGGAGAGAAGGUGCUGUACCUAUGACUCAAUUUUUGGCUGGACUUUCGGGCAAGAAGAAAGUCAAACUGAAGCAGAAGGCUCAGUCUGCAUUCUCAGCUCUCGGAAGUUGUUCCGCUGUUUUUAUCCUCCCGAUGAGCACGGUGAAAACCAGACCAAGAAGCUUCCAACCAGUUGCAGUAUUUGGCCAUUCGGAAUCUCAGUUCCCUUCUCAGAGUCCACAAUCGUCACGAGUACAAUAUGAGUGCGAGGAGAUAACGUGCUAGUACAUUGUUUCUUUUCUUUGUGAGGAGGAGGACUGGAUGCCCAUUUCCUAGAAGCAAAUCGAACAGGUAGCUUGCCCUGAACGAUGGGAAAGAGAGAGAAGGUGCCUUGGUGGAGCAGUACAAUUUUUCGUGUACGUUGAGCAGAUCUGCCCCAAAAACACUGUUGUAACCUCCGAGUAUUGUAAUUUUCUGCUGAAAUUUUGGAGCACCAAAUCCUAGUUUUCAGGAAACUUUGCAGAGAGAGAAGCCAAGGGCUCAAUUUGGCAUCGCUGUUACAGUUUUACAGUGCCAGCAUCCCUGUGUGAAACUUAUGUAUUUGCAGUGAGCUACACGUGCUAUGAAUGUGUAUUUCUGUAACAGGUGCGUACAUAAAUUCCCCCGUUGA
Molecule: messenger RNA, 2328 nt
Organism: Notechis scutatus (mainland tiger snake)
Lineage: Eukaryota; Metazoa; Chordata; Lepidosauria; Squamata; Elapidae
Source: RefSeq, a predicted model, not a curated record